Messenger RNA from Salvelinus sp. IW2-2015, 2776 nucleotides. Its product is annotated as death effector domain-containing protein. Gene Ontology annotation, molecular function: protein binding; DNA binding. Gene Ontology annotation, biological process: regulation of apoptotic process; extrinsic apoptotic signaling pathway via death domain receptors; apoptotic process. Lineage: Eukaryota; Metazoa; Chordata; Actinopteri; Salmoniformes; Salmonidae. The record is from RefSeq and is a predicted model, not a curated record. Gene Ontology annotation, cellular component: nucleolus.
CGUAGUGUACCGGAUGUUCUUUCAUUUUAGCUGAGAAACGAAAAUGGGCAUGCUAAUUGUUAGCCUUGUGAAAGAGUGUGCAAUUAUACACCAUAAUUGUGUUUUCUGAUCUUGAAGGAGCUAGUUAAGCGUUCAACCAAAAACGUUAAGAAAGCAGUUGAAGUAUUCAGACACAACACAGAAGUUGUUGGGAUCGUCCACCCCUAACACAGUGAUGACCUCACAGCAGCAUUACCUCCCCAAUGCAAAUGUCAACCCUCCCCUCCUCGUCCCCCAGAACUCAUUAGCUCACCCGGGUAGGCCUCACAUUCAUCCAAACCAGCUGGACUCUACUCAGAGUAGUGCUGCGGGGCACCCUGCCUCCCACACAGGUCUGAUGGGCGCUGUGGGGUCCUCGUCGGUGGGGACCUCCAGCGGAGUGGCAGUGAAUAGGGGCUCGUUGGCCUCCUGCACUAACUCUGCCUCCUCAAGGAUGCCCUCGUCGGGACGCUUUGAACCCUGGCCCGAGGAAGCCGUAGACAAUGCUUACGGCUUGUACUCGCUGCACCGCAUGUUCGACAUAGUGGGAGCCCAGCUCACGCACCGCGACGUGCGAGUGCUCUCAUUCCUGUUCGUGGACGUUAUUGACGAGUAUGAGCGCGGUGGCAUCAGGAGUGGCCGGGACUUCCUGCUGGCUCUGGAGCGCCAGGGGCGAUGUGAUGAGACCAACUUCAGACACGUCCUGCAGCUGCUUCGCAUCAUCACACGGCACGACCUGCUGCCCUACGUCACACUCAGGAAGAGACAGACCGUGUGCCCAGACCCAGUGGAUAAGUACCUGGAAGAGACGUCGGUGCGUUAUGUGUCCCCCAGAAGAGGAGGAGAGAGCAGGGAGGCUGCACCCCACAGAAGGACAGGUCCCCAGCCAGUGAUCUGCUGUUCUCCAUCGGGGACCCAGGUGGGUCCUUCCCGCACCAAGCCAGGCCCCCCAUUACCCAGCCGCAAAAGAAAGAGGGCCUACGCCACAGGAGACUGCAGGGAAAAGCAAACCUGUGACAUCCGCCUACGAGUGCGCGCUGAGUACUGCCAGCAUGAAUCAGCGCUUCUGGGAAACAUUUUCUCCAACAAGCAGGAGGCUCUGGAGAGGCAGUUUGAGAGGUUCAACCAGGCAAACACUAUUCUCAAGUCCCGGGACUUGGGCUCCAUCAUCUGCGACAUCAAGUUCUCGGAGCUCACCUACCUAGAUGCUUUUUGGCGGGACUACAUCAAUGGCUCCCUGCUGGAGGCCCUGAAGGGCGUCUUCAUCACAGACUCACUCAAACAGGCGGUGGGCCAUGAGGCCAUCAAACUCCUGGUCAAUGUGGAUGAGGAGGACUAUCAGGCUGGCCGCCGCAAGCUGCUCCGGAACCUGGUCACUGGAGUGGGGGCAGGGUCUGCAGCUGAAGCCGCAGCCGCACUUGGAGGGAGCAGAGAGACUCCAUCCUAGAAACGCAUGCGUCUGCUGCUUUUAGCAGAGGGGGAACCCGUGUCCCAAAUAAGAGAACUUGACUUCAUGGUGAGGACAGGAGCAAGAAAAGUGAAAAGGCUGUUCUGUUUCAGGAAGAAGUGUGAGGGAGAAUGCUGGGUGCCCUGCCCUUUCAUCUAUGAAGGGAAUGUGAAAUAAAAGUGAGCCAAAGCAAGUGAGUCAAAGUAAGUGAGUCAGGAGAUGUGGAACACAGACCGAAGAGAAGUGCUUUGAAAGUUGAAGGGUUUUGUUCUUUCUGCUGGAGGGACAAUGCUAAUAUUUUCUAUUGUAACUUGUGAGUUGACUAUAAAAUCAGAUUUUACAUUUUCUUUUGGUAUCACACAUCUCUUUCCCAAAAAGUGUUCAUGAAAUGUCCUCUUGUAGACUAUUACUUCACAUGGCUAUAAACAGGCAAGUCACUGUUGGGACAUUUUGCAUUUCGUUUAUUGCCAGGCUAGGACAGAAUCCUUUUAAGCCAGAGACAUUACCAUCAUACAAUUAUUUGGUAGUAAAUAAGUCUUGAUUUUUCUCAAACUGCUGGUACCUUGUUGUCAAAUGAACAAAUAUUGUGAACCAAAUCAACAAGAAUGAUUCACAAUAUUUGUUCAUUUGACAAGGUACCAGCAUUUUGAGAAGGAAAAAAAGAUGAACCUUACCGAGAGGUGUCAGAAGUGCUUGAAAAUUGUUGCAACACAAACAUACAUUCAACAACAUAUAGAAUGCAGAUAUAUAUUUUUUUUAACAGGAAGUCAUGUUGAAGUCAUUUUGCUCCCUAAAUUCUGUAUCUGGGCAAUUCCACGGUAGCAGUAACGCUGAGACUCCGAUGUUUCAUUUUAAGAUGUAUGCCAAACAAAACCUAUGAUUGCAAAGUUAAACAAACCAUACAACUCUAUGCACAAUAACUUGUUUAAAAGAUUUCCACGGAACAUUGCAUAUGCAAAGUUUGGUAACCGAAUGACAGCACAAACCGUCAUUCUGUUACCAAACUUUGCAUCGGCACUGUUCUGUGUUUUUGUAACAUUUUCAGUAGGAAUUGUAAAAAUAGGCAUAGAGUUGUAAGGUUUGAUUAACUUUGCAAUCAUUGUUUUUUGUUUAACGUACAUUUAAAAAGUCUCAGUAGCCAUGUUUCCAUCAACUUGUCAAGUGAAUUAUAUAUAUUUUUUCUGUUGACAUUUACAAAGUUUGCAUAGAAAAUUGUUGCGACAAUUGACUGCUAUGGUGCGUUUCCAUUUAACUGUUGUGUGUUAUAAAAAAAAACAACUGCUGGGCGUAAUGACGGCACUUUAAAAAAAA